CCUGUCAGUCCAGCCAUGCAAGAGAGAGGGAGAGAGACAGAGAAAAAGAAAGGAGGGAGUGAAGCAGAGAUUCUUUCAGAUCUCAGAAGACUUUAAGAUUUCCAAUGAACAAAGAAAACAAAUAGCCACUGGGACCACAAGUGCGUUCUGUAAACUGAUGCCACGAGGCAGAUAUGAGAAAGAUGACUGAGCAGAGUGGUUGCUAUAGGCCUGUAAACAUACAGGGAAAUAAGAUCAGUUACCAAGGCACUUGUCAAGAAAGCCCUGAAAUGGGGAUGAAAAGAUUACAGAAUCGAUUUCUCCACAAGGAUGGCAGCUGCAACGUGUACUUCAAACACAUCUUUGGGGAAUGGGAGAGCUACGUAGUGGACAUAUUUACCACACUGGUGGACAUCAAGUGGCGCCAUAUGUUUGUGAUAUUCUCAUUGUCGUAUGUUCUUUCAUGGUUGUUCUUUGGACUAGUCUUUUGGCUGAUAGCAAUCCAACACGGAGAUUUAUUCAACGAUGAAGAAAUAACCCCCUGUGUUGCAAAUGUCCAUAGCUUCACAGGAGCAUUCCUAUUCUCCCUUGAAACCCAGACGACCAUUGGUUACGGUUACCGCUGUGUUACAGAAGAGUGCUCUGUUGCAAUCCUCAUGGUUAUCCUACAGUCAGUAUUAAGCUGCAUUAUUGACACCUUCAUAAUCGGAGCAGCCUUGGCUAAAAUGGCCACAGCUCGAAAAAGAGCUCAAACCAUUCGUUUCAGCUACUAUGCUGUAGUUGGCUUAAGAGAUGAUAAAUUUUGCCUCAUGUGGCGCAUUGGGGAUUUCCGGCCAAAUCACAUGGUUGAGGGCUCUGUACGAGCUCAGCUUCUGCGCUACAAGGAAGACAAGGAGGGGAGAAUGACGAUGGAAUACAAGGACUUGAAGUUGCUAAAUGACCAGAUCAUACUUGUUACACCAGUGACAGUCGUACAUGAAAUUGAUAGCGAGAGCCCCUUGUAUGGGCUAGACCGGAAAGCUCUGGCCAAGGACAACUUUGAAAUCUUGGUCACAUUUGUCUACACAGGUGAUUCAACAGGAACUUCACAUCAGUCAAGAAGCUCAUAUGUCCCCAGAGAGAUUCUUUGGGGCCACAGGUUUAACGAUGUCUUACAUGUAAAGAAAAAAUACUAUAAGGUGGAUUGCUUACAGUUUGAAGAAACCACAGAAGUUUAUGCUCCUCACUGCAGUGCCAUGCAACUGGAUCGGAAGGAGCAAGAAUGGAACCGAACCGAGAAGACGCGGGAAAAAGCAGCAGAGACGUCAGCACUGGAGAUCAAGUCAUUUAGUACUAACCAAAAGUCAUUUAGCGCAGUUGCUCUCAUCACUAGUUGUGAAGAUCCAGAAGACCUCGUGACAGCUGUCAAUCAGCCUUCUGGAGAAAUUUCUUAUCAGAAAGCAGCUGUGACCUUGAGUAGUCUAUCAAUAGAGUCCCAAGUCUAGCUUUUUUACUGCAAUUCAAAUCACUUCCAACAAAUGCUCCCAGCAUAGCUUUUAGAAUAUAAACAAUGAACUCAUAUGCACAAGUAUUUAUGUUAUAAACCUCGCUGACAGCAUGCCCGCAUUGUAAUACAUUGCUGAGCUGCUAGAAGGCGCUUCAUACUGGUUAGCAUGGGUAUCAGUAACAGAUUAGCAUUGGCACAAGAAAACAGCUUACAUUUGGGUUGACUAGACAGCUACCGUACUUGAGCAAACUUAUUGUAAACUUUAUUACCCUGCAGGGACCAAUGUUGGACAUACCCAGACAUAGAUAAUGAUCUAGGCAGGGAACAAAAACAAUGUAGUGUGCCCUCUAGGUCAGAUUUUUCAAAGCUGCCUAAUUUAUUUGGAAGGCCAGUUCCCAGUCUCUCUAGGAGGCUCUGAAACUCCCCCACCAUCACAACAAAUGAUUACUCUUUCAUUGCACCUCUCCAGCAGUUCAAAUGACGCCCUCAUCCCAGGGCUACGCUGGUGAAUCUAUGGGGCUGUUCUUUGUAGGAAGGAGUGAACUGGCAAGAAUAGCUGAACCCAGUAUUACUGGGUAGCUUUGGAAACCUGCUUACACCCUGCCUAGUCCUGUGGGAUCCACAGUGGGAUCCUGGAGAGCUUUUCUCAUUUCCUAGUCAUGAGCCAUUCCCAGAACUGCCACUCCUUCAACAGCUUGAGGUAUGCGGUAUGUCAGCUGGCUUGGGGCUGCGUGAAGGUUUUGUUACGUGGCUCUGAUGGCUGGGAGGGCUGGCCAAACUGGCUCAUUUGCAACGUUCAGAAAUCAAAGCGGGACCUCAAGUUUGAAACUGAAAUCAGCAAAAUCAGGUUGAGCCUCGGAGAGAAGAUCAUGUUUUUAGAGUGAGCUGUGCAAUAUUUCAAAUCAAAACAUCUUUCAUUUCAGAAUGUCAGCCUUGCUUUUCUUUUUAGUAUAUUAUGCUUCUUUAAAAAGACAAAGAGCAAUCUAGAGACCAAACAGUGUGAUUUUGUCAAAAUGAAAUACUUUUAUUCAUCUGAAAUGACUGUGUAAAAAUGAUCCUUCACAGAGAAAUUCAACAAACUCAGCUGUCAGCUCAAUUUGGAAGAAAGGAAAAUGUUCAUGUUUUGAAGUUGUCUGUGACGUGGAGGUUCCACGCUCUGCACAUCUCCCUAAUUAUUCAAUAAGCAAUAUCUCAACAUGCUUUUUUCCCCUGAUGGCUACAGUUAAUUUGCAUUGUGUUUAAUUAUCAUGCUAACAUAAAAAUAAUUAUCUCUGAAUUUGUGGUUGCCUAAAAUGGGAUUUAUCUCACCUGACCUCAGCCACCAAGAAAUUAGAGUGUUUGCCUACUGGUCGAGGCUCUUUGUGGUUACUGGAGUGUUCUUCUGUAUUUACAGGGGAGUUCAGGCCACCUUACUCUGGCUUUUUAGGGAGCUGAAGGCAAUAGGGUAUGUUUAUCCUGGAAAUGUUCAUCCCUCUCCAUUUAUUGUUGAAGGAGAUGAGAUGACUGUUGUGGAAAUGCUGGCUAACUUUAGGCUGCUAAACUUAGGUCUGACGAGUCAUUCACAUAAUUCUGACUAAUUAGAAGUUUUUAUGAGCUCAUCACCUUUAAUGAAGAAAAAUAGCAUGCUAAAUCUUUUUUCCUGAAAUUUACUCCACAUAGUAGUAUUGCUGCAUUAUUUUAAUGUAUCUUGCAUUUCUCUUUUGAUAGCACUUGUCUUUGAAUCUAUGUGAUCCCUUUAGGUAAAACCAAGCAUAUUAACAAGCCUGGGGGGAGGUGGUUAUUCUGAAGCUCAUUAAUUAACCUAUUUUAUAUGCUGAAUCAUCAGCAGCAUCCAUGUGUAACUGCAGUAGAAAACAUCUUAUUGUAUCCUGGAUUUGAGCACUGGCAGGCAUUGGGGAAAUAGUCUAAAGAAAAUGGAAAGCAAUGUAGGAAAAUGUAUAAGGGUCCCAGUACUUAUGUGGUGUUGGAAAAAACCACCAUCCGGAUUGCAUAAAAUAGAAUAUAACCUUUGAGACAUGUGAAGUAAUCCUUCCACACUCCUCUGUCUUUGAGAGAUCUUGGCUGGGUUACUUUAUUUGAUGUUGGGCGUCACGCGUUGGGAAAGAUAUGGAACAACGUGAAGAGAAUCCGGAGAUCUAGAAAACGUGUCAGUGAGGAAGUAGGGAACUAAGGUGUUUCAGUCCAAAAGGGGGCUAGGAAACAAAGAAACAGUUCUCAAACACAAAAAUUGCAAUUCAAGAGAGAGGGACAAUCUGUUGUCUGUAUCUGGUGGGUAGGCCAGGAAAACAUGGGCUUAAACUGAAGCCAAAAAGUUUGAAGUUAAUUAGGAGACACUGUCAUAAAGAGGACGAAGCACUGACAGACCUGUGGGGUUUGUAAUCUCUGGGGUGGUGGCUCCCGCGAACCUGUUGGAGAAGACACCUGUCAGGAGUGAUACAGAAUGGUCAACAUUGCCUUGAACUUUCCAACCCUGUUUUCUGUGAUCCUAUGAUUUUCAGAAAAAAGGAAUAUCUAACAUGAAAUCUGCUUAACUGGUCACUUUACAAGUACUUACACACGUGUAUUUGCUUAAUCACAUAGGUAAAGCUACGCAGAGGGAUGAGAUACUACUGAGACAUGUAAUCAAAAUCCCCAAAACAUCUUCAAAAAGGUGCAUAUUUCAGGUGCUGUUUGCAAAAGUAGUUUCCCAUAUUAAGCUGUGAAUCUCAGCUGCCUUUCCCUCUCCCAGUUAUGUACUGUGUGAGCCGCUUGCAGUGAAAAAAAUUCUUUCCUCGUAAUGACUUUCCUGUAAGCAAAAGUACCUGGAGUCUGAUUUAGCAUUUUGUCACAUGCUUCUUGGUAUAGAUAGAUAUAAAUAUGUGAGCAUGUAUAGUAAUGUAUGCUUUGGCAUAUAAGUCGACCACUAACUGAUGAGGGUCAGGAAGAAACUUCUCUCCUGGGCAUGUUAAUUCGUAACAGGCUACUAUACAGUUUCUUCUACUUUUAUCUACAGCAUCUGAUACCAGCCAGUGCUGGAGACAGGAUACUGGUUGAACCACUGAUCUCAACCAGUCUGGCUUUUUCGGGGUUUCUCUGUUUGAUAUUUUAAUUAUAUUUAUCACAGUAUAAAAACUAUGUAUAAUAAUGUAUAGUAAAGCAUGCAUUGCAUUUUUAUGAAUAAAGACACAGAAAUAAAGAACAUGCCUCUACCA
Molecule: messenger RNA, 4656 nt
Organism: Harpia harpyja (harpy eagle)
Lineage: Eukaryota; Metazoa; Chordata; Aves; Accipitriformes; Accipitridae
Gene: KCNJ16
Product: potassium inwardly rectifying channel subfamily J member 16
Exons: 2
Coding region: 174-1463 (429 amino acids)
Biological process (GO): potassium ion import across plasma membrane; regulation of monoatomic ion transmembrane transport
Cellular component (GO): plasma membrane
Molecular function (GO): inward rectifier potassium channel activity
Source: RefSeq, a predicted model, not a curated record